Molecule: messenger RNA, 686 nt
Organism: Dibothriocephalus latus
Lineage: Eukaryota; Metazoa; Platyhelminthes; Cestoda; Diphyllobothriidea; Diphyllobothriidae
Source: the annotation of a GenBank genome assembly
UAACUGCUCUCGUCUUCCAAAACUGUCUUGUAGACGGCACCAGAAGGGCAGAAAAGCCGCCCUACUCCUACAUCGCGCUGAUUGCCAUGGCGAUCCAGGCAUCUCCCACCAAACGUUGCACUCUCAGUGAGAUUUACCAGUUUCUGCACUCCAAAUUCACCUUUUUCCGCGGCGCCUACACCGGCUGGAAGAACUCCGUGCGACAUAAUCUCUCCCUGAACGAGGUCUUCAUAAAACUUCCCAAAGGUGAGUCCCGCUCCCCCCCUCGCCCCCCGCCCCAGCACUUGCUGCUAACCCAGCUUAUUUGUUCUGGCUUGAGAGUUAAAGGUUUAGUUAGUCAGCGUGACGUUGUCAUGCCAUCUGAUUCAGCCUGGCGUGAGCAGCCGUUCGCGAAGUGCGAACUCGUGUUACUGUCCGGAAGCGUAGAUACCGCGUGGGCGAAACUCGAUUUGCGCGCUGCCAGGCCGAUUAAAGCGGCGUUGGCGUUGGCAGUGGCGGCGAAGGGAGUUUGUUUAUGUGGACUCACCACGAGUUCAGUAAUCCUCUUGCUGACCGGAAGUUGGAGCCUAUCAGCACUUGUGAAAACAGUGAAAACGCUCUGGUUGCUAGCGUCUCCGAAAACGGGGAUGGGGGAAGGUCCUGUGGAUGGCAAACAGAAACCUGCAGGAUCUGUAGUACCGCGCUGA